Homo sapiens (human) is the source of this 2149-nucleotide messenger RNA. RefSeq names its product poly(U) binding splicing factor 60 (gene PUF60). Gene Ontology annotation, cellular component: nucleus. Lineage: Eukaryota; Metazoa; Chordata; Mammalia; Primates; Hominidae. The record is from RefSeq and is marked reviewed. Gene Ontology annotation, molecular function: RNA binding; nucleic acid binding. Gene Ontology annotation, biological process: regulation of alternative mRNA splicing, via spliceosome.
AGGUUUCAGGCUUGCAUCCGGCUCCAGGAGUGAGCUGUAGCCUGUGGUCUAACCCAUUCCUCUUUUAAUCAUUGGGAUGGAAAGGCUUCUAGAAGGGUUAUCUGUUCCCACCGUCCUGGUUGGGCACAGUGAUGAGAGCCUGUCCCCUGUCUCAUGCUGCUUCAGCUCUCAUGGGAGGUUGAAUGGAGCAGCUGAACUUGGCUGACAGUGGCCUGGUGGGGAAGGAAGCCAGAAGAUGCAGAAGGGCCUCCCCUCCCAUGGGCAUGCCUUCUGCCUGGUGGCUGCAGAAUGAGGCCGGCUGCCUCUUUGCAGCAAGGCAGGUCAAUGGCCAGCAAGGAGGGGGGUCCGAGCCGGCGGCGGCGGCGGCAGUGGUGGCAGCGGGAGACAAAUGGAAACCUCCACAGGGCACAGACUCCAUCAAGAUGGAGAACGGGCAGAGCACAGCCGCCAAGCUGGGGCUGCCUCCCCUGACGCCCGAGCAGCAGGAGGCCCUUCAGAAGGCCAAGAAGUACGCCAUGGAGCAGAGCAUCAAGAGUGUGCUGGUGAAGCAGACCAUCGCGCACCAGCAGCAGCAGCUCACCAACCUGCAGAUGGCAGCAGUGACAAUGGGCUUUGGAGAUCCUCUCUCACCUUUGCAAUCGAUGGCGGCUCAGCGGCAGCGGGCGCUGGCCAUCAUGUGCCGCGUCUACGUGGGCUCUAUCUACUAUGAGCUGGGGGAGGACACCAUCCGCCAGGCCUUUGCCCCCUUUGGCCCCAUCAAGAGCAUCGACAUGUCCUGGGACUCCGUCACCAUGAAGCACAAGGGCUUUGCCUUCGUGGAGUAUGAGGUCCCCGAAGCUGCACAGCUGGCCUUGGAGCAGAUGAACUCGGUGAUGCUGGGGGGCAGGAACAUCAAGGUGGGCAGACCCAGCAACAUAGGGCAGGCCCAGCCCAUCAUAGACCAGUUGGCUGAGGAGGCACGGGCCUUCAACCGCAUCUACGUGGCCUCUGUGCACCAGGACCUCUCAGACGAUGACAUCAAGAGCGUGUUUGAGGCCUUUGGCAAGAUCAAGUCCUGCACACUGGCCCGGGACCCCACAACUGGCAAGCACAAGGGCUACGGCUUCAUUGAGUACGAGAAGGCCCAGUCGUCCCAAGAUGCUGUGUCUUCCAUGAACCUCUUUGACCUGGGUGGCCAGUACUUGCGGGUGGGCAAGGCUGUCACACCGCCCAUGCCCCUACUCACACCAGCCACGCCUGGAGGCCUCCCACCUGCCGCUGCUGUGGCAGCUGCUGCAGCCACUGCCAAGAUCACAGCUCAGGAAGCAGUGGCCGGAGCAGCGGUGCUGGGUACCCUGGGCACACCUGGACUGGUGUCCCCAGCACUGACCCUGGCCCAGCCCCUGGGCACUUUGCCCCAGGCUGUCAUGGCUGCCCAGGCACCUGGAGUCAUCACAGGUGUGACCCCAGCCCGUCCUCCUAUCCCGGUCACCAUCCCCUCGGUGGGAGUGGUGAACCCCAUCCUGGCCAGCCCUCCAACGCUGGGUCUCCUGGAGCCCAAGAAGGAGAAGGAAGAAGAGGAGCUGUUUCCCGAGUCAGAGCGGCCAGAGAUGCUGAGCGAGCAGGAGCACAUGAGCAUCUCGGGCAGUAGCGCCCGACACAUGGUGAUGCAGAAGCUGCUCCGCAAGCAGGAGUCUACAGUGAUGGUUCUGCGCAACAUGGUGGACCCCAAGGACAUCGAUGAUGACCUGGAAGGGGAGGUGACAGAGGAGUGUGGCAAGUUCGGGGCCGUGAACCGCGUCAUCAUCUACCAAGAGAAACAAGGCGAGGAGGAGGAUGCAGAAAUCAUUGUCAAGAUCUUUGUGGAGUUUUCCAUAGCCUCUGAGACUCAUAAGGCCAUCCAGGCCCUCAAUGGCCGCUGGUUUGCUGGCCGCAAGGUGGUGGCUGAAGUGUACGACCAGGAGCGUUUUGAUAACAGUGACCUCUCUGCGUGACAGUGGUCCCUCUCCCCGGACUUGCACUUGUUCCUUGUUUCCUCUGGGUUUUAUAGUGAUACAGUGGUGUCCCCGGGGCCAGGCGCGCUCUGCCCAGCCCAGCCUACAGUGCGGAUAAAGGUGCGGAUGCUGCUGGCCCUGAACGUCCGUGUGUCUGCCGUCGGUCCUGUCACCGA